GUGGAAGCUUCAGAGUUGAGGAUGCAUCUGGACAUCAUAAAUCCAGCAUGAUCCAUUGAACCGUUUCAAGUCUAUCUUCACGUCUAUCAUACUACAGUACAGUUGAUAAGUCUCGCUUGAUUUUCAACCAUGGAUAAUGUCUACCUUGGCGUGUGGACAAAUUGGUCCAAUGGUACGAUUAUGGGCGCAACUCUGACGACGACUCGAGAUCAUGGAAAUCUGCUCAUCGCACUCACUGGUUUUCUGGUUCCUUUCGUUGCUUCUAGGUUCUGGACUAUCUUCUGCCUGGUCUUGCAUCAGUACUUGUCCACCUCCGAACCACGUGAUGCCCUUCAUCAUCAGCGACAGGUCAUUCUCCGCAACUCCUUCUCUCCAGACUCGGGACUUUACUCACUCUUCAGCCUUCUCUGGGCUUGGCGUGGUACACGCGUUUCUGAAAGGGCCAAACGAUACUAUUCCCGCUUGCUCCCUAUCAUAACUUUCGCAAUUUGCUGUAUAUCCGCUUUCACUGUGGCUGGUGCAUUCUCUUCUCAAAUAUCCUCCUCUCCUGGAGAUGAAGUCUUGAUUGUUGGCAACAAUUGUGGUGUUACGUAUAUUCCCGUCAACUUUACCAGUUCAACAACGAAGCCUUUUUCGGUGGCGAACGAGAAACUUAACGACGCAGCCAACUAUGCACAGCAAUGUUACUCAGCAAAUAGCUCUGGGAUUCUUGGUUGUGAUCGAUUCAUUGAGCCUAGUCUGCCAACAUCAAUUACAAAUGGGGCAUACAGCUGUCCGUUCGAAAGCGAGAUCUGUCGCACUGACGAUGCAAAUCUGCUCCUGGAUACUGGAUUCAUUGAUAGCAAUGACAACCUUGGACUCAACGCCCCAAAAAGUGAGAGGUUCGCCUGGAGAUAUGUUCUGCAGUGCGCUCCACUCGUCACAGAAGGUUACACGUCGCAAGUUACAGUAGGAAAUACGACUUGGGCAAGAUACAAUUACGGAGGGCUGACAGCUAACGCCGUGCGCAAUACAACAUCUAAUUACACAUAUGAGAUUGAGGACCUCAGUGCUCAAUACUAUAUGCUCAAUGGUGGUGGUCUACCUGGUCAAAUUGCCGGUCAGCUUGGCGGUAAUUACAGGCUGAGUACUCUGCGGGCUAUAAAUUUGGAAGGAGUUCCCCAGGCAUCUCUUGGCGGAUUUAUACCAUCAACGCCUCUCCUUCGACCGGAUGGAGAUGUUUCUGUCAUCUUUCUAUCUGGCAAUGGUAUCUUCUUCAACGGACCAAUGGACGACGAUUGGUAUAGAGCAACUACCUUUGGCCAGAAGUUGGCCCAUACCGCUGAUAUGUCUUCUGAAGGGAUAGUAGAAGCAUACAUCCCUACAGAAGCAGCAAGUCCAAUGGGAUGUGUUGAGCAGUGGCAAUGGUGUAACUCUGCUUAUCCAAAAGAGGAAGGUUGCGGACCUCUAGCUGGUUUACUGGAUUCUAUCUUAGGCGCGGCACCAUUCUUUAAUCUAACAGAAGAAGAUCUUGCCCCCGAGCGGCCGGUAUCUCCAACGGCAAGUGGAACGCGCUUGAUAUGGCCUGCCUUGAUGCAACUCUUUGGCGAAAACAAUGUUGGAGAGUUGCUUAAUCAACUUGGAGCGCAGUCACUUGCUUCUCAAUCUUUAUUGACUAGCGGCCUUCAAGGGCCACUUCCCAAGAAUCAAUGGCAGCUUGACGUCACGAAUUGGUUCAAUACAGUCCUUGCUUCGAUACAAGCUCUGUAUGUAAAUACAGCAAUAGGAACGACAGACCCUGGAUUGGUACAAAAUCAAUACCCUCCUUUGAACGAGCAGGAACGGAAAGUGUGUAAUAGCCAGAAAAUUCGCAAUUCCAAUUAUUCAUCUUUCAGCUUAUUCGGUCUCUUGUUCACGUAUAUCACGGGCGCUAUCAUUACCGUCGCAUCUCUCGCUCUUGAACCCAUCUUAGGCUGCUUACAAAGACGACGAAAGUAUAACUCAUACUCCUACCUCGAAUGGACGACCAAUGGCACCCUGCAACUUCAUCGUCUUGCACAAGAAGAGUUAAGGUUGGGAACUUGGUCUGGGUGUUCCGACAGAAUCCCGGUUACAAAAUCAAACGAAACAAUGGCCGGUCUGGACAUUAGCCGCUUGGAUCAUCCAAUCCUGGCUUGGCCAGGAAUCACGGCGGGGAAGAGGAGUAUGACAGAGUCAAGCUCAAACUAUGAUGAUGGAAAAGACGAUGUCAGUUCAUCUGAUCGCGCUCAUGGCUCCACACACUCCUCGAUGACUCUCCAUUCUCCCAACGAGGACCAUUCACCAGAGAACGAUCAUGGAAUUCAAUACAGCCCGCAAACGGAAGAUUCGCAUGACGACCGCAACGACCAAAGUGACAAGGACCAUGUUACUGUCACAGUUCGGAACCUCGAUCUUGACCGCAAUAACACAGAAAACUCUGAAGGUUGAAUGACCCAUAAAUCAAUAUUACGCCUUUUGAGGUGGCUGCCCGUCAGAUUCGAGGUCUCAACAGCCGUGUGGCAAUACGGA
Messenger RNA from Mollisia scopiformis, 2529 nucleotides. RefSeq lists its product as uncharacterized. The record is from RefSeq and is a predicted model, not a curated record. Lineage: Eukaryota; Fungi; Ascomycota; Leotiomycetes; Helotiales; Mollisiaceae. The transcript is spliced from 3 exons. The coding region runs from base 130 to 2448 and encodes 772 amino acids.